Molecule: messenger RNA, 1413 nt
Organism: Caenorhabditis bovis
Lineage: Eukaryota; Metazoa; Nematoda; Chromadorea; Rhabditida; Rhabditidae
Source: the annotation of a GenBank genome assembly
AUGGCUUCAAACAGUGAGAGCAGGAGCAGCUCAAGCUCUUCAGGCUCGUCUCUUGGGUCCGGACCGAAAUCGAAUCCGAUCUACACGUUCAUCGUCAACACGUUUUGCAUUCCGGCAAUUCGAAAAUUCUUCGGUCAAUUUUUGGCAAAAUCAUCGGAGACAUUGAUUUUAUCCAUUCCUUCUGUUGGUUACUCGCAGACAUUCGGCAAUCGUGAUGAUAAAAACAACAACAACAACAAUAUACCUUCAAAGCCAGUUCUCCUCAUCAUCGAUGGACCAAUUCACUUCUGCUGGGUGAUGCUCCUUGAUCCAAAGAUUGGACUUGGCGAGUCCUAUAUGGCAAAUGACUGGACCAGCUCGCCAAAUCCCACCGAGCUUCUUCGCCUCUUGAUUCGCGCCAAACGUCAAACGAAAAUUGCAAAAUCCGCCGAACAGCCGGAUGAACCGCAUAAAAAGUCAAUCGUCUCGGUGAUCUCAAGCAUCGUUGUCGAUCUGAUUCGCAAAAUCGCCAAGGUUGUCAAUUACGGACAACAUUGGAUUCGCGAGAAUAGCUUGACACAAAGCACAAAAAACAUCCAAGCGCAUUAUGAUCUUGGAAAUGAGAUGUUUCAAUUGUUCCUUGAUAAAUCAAUGACUUACUCAAGCGGAAUAUUCGAUACUAUAAAACCGGUCACUGAUGUGGACUUCAAUGCUCUCGAACAAGCUCAAUAUCGCAAGAUUGACCGUUUGAUUAAGCAACUUGACCUUAAAGCUCACGAUCGUGUACUCGAAAUUGGAUGUGGCUGGGGAUCGGCUGCAAUUCGGGCCGUUCAGAAGACUGGAUGCAAAUGGACUGGAAUUACCAUUUCAAAAGAACAACUCGAACUCGCACGAAAGCGCGUCAUAGAUGCCGGUCUCGAGGGGCAAAUAGAAUUGAGAUUCCAAGAUUAUCGACUUGUCAAGGAAAAAUACACGAAGGUGAUAUCGAUUGAGAUGAUCGAGGCGGUCGGCGAGAAAUAUCUGCCCGCUUAUUUCCAAAAGAUCAAUGAUGUCCUCGAAGACGGCGGCAUUGUGGGAAUUCAAGCGAUCAUCUGUCCCGACGCCUACUAUGAUCAAUACAAAUCAUCGUCAGACUUCAUCAAAAAAUACAUCUUCCCUGGAGGUCAUCUGCCAUCACUUGGGGCCAUCAAAGCCAGCCUACCUCCCACAUUGGCCCAGACUGAUCUUUUCAGUAUGGGACACCAUUACUCGAUGACAUUAGAAAAUUGGUUCUAUGCCUGGAUGCGCGCCAAGAACGAAAUCGAAACUCGCUUCCAACUCCCCUCCGACUUCCAUCGUCGCUGGCAAUUCUACUUUUGCCUAUGCGCUGCACUCUUCUCAUAUGAUCACAUCGACGUUGUGCAGCUCACUUACAAGAAGAAGCAAAUCGCCUAA